AUGCCGACUGACCCGAAAAGCGAAGACCCGCCGGUUCUGGAGGCUUCAGGCUAUUGCAAGUCCGGGCGCGAGUGCACAAGCUCUUCUGUGUCAGUUGCCGUAGGGCUUUGGACAGGAGGCGGGAAGGGUCGCGUCCUUGAGACCGCCGACGCGUUCCUGGACGACAAGGCCGAUCGACUCUGGAGGACACGGUCGGCGGCGCUUCGCGAACUGGCACAGAAGGUUCGAGACGGCACGGAUCUUGUUCUCCUGUGCGCGGGUAGGAUUGAGUCCUGUCACGGCGAUCUGCUGAAGAAGGGGAUCCUAGCCGAAGCGGCGCAGCUCGAGGCCACCAGCAAGAGGAAGCCACGCUCCGACAAGGGCAAGCCGAGGGGUCCUCGGGGGCCCAGAGCCGACUCGGUGGAGACGGCGGCCCGCAUAGGGGUGCUGUCGACCUUCUACCUGCGGCACGCCUAUGGACGGGACAGCCCGAGGCUGCACGAGGAGAGCGGGGUGCUCUCCGCGCCGCCCUCAGCCACGCCGCUACGACCAACUCCGCCGUCACAGGGAUAUGCAACGGUGGCAUAA
Molecule: messenger RNA, 567 nt
Organism: Emiliania huxleyi CCMP1516
Lineage: Eukaryota; Haptophyta; Isochrysidales; Noelaerhabdaceae
Exons: 2
Coding region: 1-567 (188 amino acids)
Source: RefSeq, a predicted model, not a curated record